GACUUCUGUCCUCCUUGCCAUACAUUGGCCAGUUUCUGGGCUCACUUCUAUCCGGAGCUGUGAUGGAUCAGGCAUCUAAGAGCAAAUACUCAACGACGGUUGUGAGCAAAGCAACAUUUGUUGUGUGUUUGAUGGUGCCAGCGGCCGCAAUUUUUUCGCUGUCAUUUCUCACCGCUGAAGAAAGAAUUCUGGCUGUUUGUCUAACAGUGAUCACAACAACCGUUUACUCAGCUGUGCCCGUGGCACUGAGACUUGUCCUCAUAGAGUUAGCACCAAAAUAUACGGCGAUAUUAAUGGGCAUACUUACAACGGUGGGCUGUAUUCCAGGAAUGAUCGCACCUCUCGUUACAUCUAUAAUAACACACGAGGGAACUGCUCAGAGCUGGGCGGAAAUCUUCUAUAUGUGCUCGGGGAUGUACGCAGGCGCAGCUCUAAUUUUCCUCUGCUUUGGGAACUCCAAAGAACAGUCCUGGAGUGAUUGACGUAAGCAUUAUCUCGUGAUGUGAUCUACGUACUGGUAGCCAACACAAACUUUGCCUGUAACACAUUGUACGCUACCUUGGCGCCAUCUGCAAAGAGUUACCGCCCUUGCUGUUUGUGAAAGUUAUGAAAGCAUGUGUCCAAACUGGAACAUUUCGAGUGAUACCAGUAAAUGCACAACCGAUGAUCUGGGAUGAUGCCGCCGUUAUGUUAAUUGUGUUUUCGCCACCGCAGGUUUUAGCCACGCUGACGAGGUCCGCGGUGAAACAAGAAUCAAAGACACGGUUAAUUUCUCAUUAAGCAAAAUCAUGGUUAAAUACAUGAAAAGUUGCUUUAAAUGUUAAAACUAUACCUAUGCUGUCUUUUGUCAACGCUUUCACGCCAAAAAAGUUAAAGUCAGGGAUGAAAAUCGCCAAUUUCGUAUGGUCUAUAAAUCAUAUUGUCCGCCUUUCGUUGUGUAUAAUAUUGAGGCAUGAGCUGGAAAGCGGUCGCCACAAAUGUUAUUUCCGUGGUAGAGACUCAGAGGUUUGAUGCUUACAUAACCAGAAGUUGUGAGUUCGACACCCGAUUAGAGAGUUAAGUUUAAAAGAAAAGUGAACAAAAUGCGGUGUCGUGUUAAUAAUCCCCGUCAAAACAAACGCGGCCAAAUCCCUGAAAAUUUUGGAAACAACCAUUUGGGGUGAGUUCGUUAACAAUGAUGGAAACUCUGUGAUGUUCAACGUGAAUCAAAGGGUCUGGUUGACAUCAUCAGAACAGAGAACAGAAGACUUUAAGGGAAUCCCGAUGUGACAUUUGUCAGAAAAUGUACUUAUUUAUAUGUUUGACUCUAUCUCUUUUCUUAUUUUAUAUAGCACAACACUCAACCAAUCGAAAUAAUCCCUAGAUCAUGUACAGUAUACAACAUAAUAAUUCUGUGACAUCUUGAAAAACAGUGUCACAGACAAGAACAUUUUCAACUGAAUGAUGCAGACUGUGCCACAAAACAAGCCUUGUGCAUCCCUCUAGGGCACCUUAGUCAUAGUUGUGGUAUUUUCUAGCAACAUCAGUGUCAGAUUAGUCAUUCAGAGUUUACAGUUUAUGUCAUUUACAUAUUUAACUGUUUAAUGACACACAAAGUGAUAUUUUCAACAACAAAAAACACAGGUAGGGUGCCUUAUGGGCAUAUUGACACACGAGGAUUGUGUUAAGCGAUAAUAUACAGACGCGUAUGAGAAACAGAACGAUAUAUGCAAGUCCGUGCCAUUGUCUUAGAACACCUUUAUCUUAAAUGCUGAUUGUCUUAAUUAUCUUAUAUUAUUUAUUAAGAAUUAUUUUGAGCCUUUUAUUGUUCUUCUAGGCUUCCUAUGAAACCAAGUUAUUAUCUAAAACAAAUUUGCAUAUAUCUGACAUUAAGAAUACUAGUAUUUGCUCUGUGCGGCGUGCACCAUGACUGUUUGGGCCUAGAAAACGCCAAAUGUUCGAAUCCAGUCAGUCAGUAUUUGCUCUGGAAAACUGAAAAUUGAGUCAGUAUGACCGACGAAAAUAAAAAUAUCGGUUGACACAGACCCUUCAUUUAACAUAUUGCCCUCAUGUAUACACAGGGUUGUCAAUGUAGUUGUCAUAACAAUAAAAAAAACGAUUGUGAUAUUAUUAUUGGUUGUGUGAAGAUCCUCUGUUUGACGAACAAAAUAUCACUCUGUCAAAGUUUUGUCAUGCUAUGCUCUAAACCUGGGCAGACCGCUUCGGUGGCCUAAUGGUUAGAACAUCCGCAUCGAAGUCGGGAGAUCCGAGAUCACAACCCGGUCGGGUCAUACGAAAGACUAUGAAAAUGGUACUUGUCUCCGAGUGGUAAGAGCAAAGAAACAGGACUGGUUGACCUUGUGUGAGUAUAAUGUGACUUCUGGGAUGUAUAAAUAGAAAAAAUGAUAUUGGACACAGUUAUCACAGAAUUUUUUUUUUUUAAAUUCUAUAAAGUUUUGAAAGCCGAGAAGAUGAAGUUCUGCAUUGGGGAUAUGGCACUGACAGUCAAUUCACUCCUC
Molecule: messenger RNA, 2498 nt
Organism: Liolophura sinensis
Lineage: Eukaryota; Metazoa; Mollusca; Polyplacophora; Chitonida; Chitonidae
Product: sialin-like
Exons: 4
Coding region: 63-482 (139 amino acids)
Biological process (GO): monoatomic anion transport
Cellular component (GO): membrane
Molecular function (GO): transmembrane transporter activity
Source: RefSeq, a predicted model, not a curated record